Molecule: messenger RNA, 2814 nt
Organism: Engraulis encrasicolus (European anchovy)
Lineage: Eukaryota; Metazoa; Chordata; Actinopteri; Clupeiformes; Engraulidae
Product: guanylate-binding protein 1-like
Exons: 12
Coding region: 113-2020 (635 amino acids)
Molecular function (GO): GTPase activity; GTP binding
Source: RefSeq, a predicted model, not a curated record
CAAUAAAUCAGGCACACUCUACAACCAUUUGAAGGAAUCAACCAGUCUUAAGGAAAUACACUUCAUUUCACGUGCGAACUCCAUCGGGAUUGUGCAAAGAGUGAUAAUCAAGAUGGCAUUACUGCCAAUGCCUAGCCCCAUAUGUCUGGUGGACAAUGGGCCUGAUGGGAAGAUGAGUGUCCAGCAGGGGGCACUGCAGAUCCUGCAGCAAAUCCAGCAGCCGGUGGUGGUGGUGGCUGUGGUGGGGCUCUACCGCACGGGGAAGUCCUACCUCAUGAACCGACUGGCUGGGAAGCAGACAGGCUUUGCUCUGGGCUGCACCAUUGAGUCCAAAACCAAAGGCAUAUGGAUGUGGUGUGUACCUCACCCAAACAAACCAGGACACACUCUGGUGCUGCUGGACACUGAGGGACUGGGGGAUGUGAACAAGGGAGACUCUGAGCACGACACCCAGAUCUUCUCUCUGUCUGUUCUGCUGAGCAGCACUCUGGUCUUCAACAGCAGAGGCACCAUCGACAACAGAGCAGUGGAGGAGCUGCAAUAUGUCACCGAAUUGGCAGAUUUCAUCAAGAUGAAGUCAUCCGAUGAAGAUGGAGAAGAUACUGAGUUUGUGAAAGUUUUCCCCACGUUCAUCUGGGCUGUGAGGGACUUCACACUACAGAAAAAGAUAGACGAGAAAGAUAUUUCAGACGAUGGCUACUUAGACUUCGCUCUUCAGUUGAAAGCUGGUACUAGUAGGAAAGUGACUGAUUACAACCUUCCUCGGGAGUGUAUCCGAAAGUACUUCCCAUCCAGGAAGUGUUUCAUCUUCCCAUUCCCAACCAAUCCAGAUAAGGUGGAUCUACUGGAUACUCUGAAGUCAUCUGACCUGGAUUCAAAAUUCCUGGAGGUCACAACGCGAUUUUGCGCCUUUGUUUUCGACAAUAGUCCAGCGAAGAAGCUGAGUGAUGGCUACACUGUCAACGGCAGAGUCUUUGCUGGUCUGGUGAAGGUGUAUGUGGACACCAUAGCCAGUGGGGCUGUCCCAUGCCUUGAGAAUGCGGUGGUUGCCAUGGCACAGAUUGAGAAUGAGGCUGCAGUGAAGAAGGGGCUGGCAGAAUAUGAGGGUGGAAUGAUGAAGCUGAAGAGUCGCUUCCCAGUGAUCCUGAAGGAGAUUACUUCAGCACACCAGAGCUUCAACAGCCUUGCCAUUGAGGCUUUCAUGAAGCGCUCUUUCAAAGACGACGACGGGAAGUACAUGCGCUCACUGGAGGAGGCCAUCAAGAAAUCAUUCGGUAGCUUCCUCCAUCAGAAUGAGCAGGCAUCUGUGAAGUCAUGCCAGAGUAUCAUCUCAGACCUGUCUGGCCCAAUGAGAGCCAAAAUCCAACAGGGGGCUUACGCCAAGGCUGGAGGCUACAAGUUCUUUGAAAAGGACCUGGAGGACAUUGUGAAUAACUACAACAUAACAACUGCAGGAGCCGUUAAGGCUGAGGAGGUACUUGAGGAGUUUCUAAAACAGAGAAAACAGGAGUCUGCUGCCAUUCUGCAGGCUGAUAAGAGCCUGAGUAGAAAGGAGAAAGAAAUAUGCAAGCAGCGUGAGCAGGGCCUGCUGAUGCAGCAGAAGAUGCGAGCUGCUGAAGAGCAACAGCGCCUCCUGGAGGAGAAGAUUGAAGCUGAGCGUGAGGGCUCAGAGGAGCGCAUGCGGCAGCUCAAUAGCAAGAUGGAGGAGGAAAUGCAGCGCCAAAAGAAAGAGAACGAUGCAGCCAUGGAAUGUAAACUACAGGAACAGGCUAGGCUGCUGGAACAAGGCUUCAAGGACAAAGCAGACAAGAUGCAACUGGAGAUGAACGAGUUGAGCAGGAAGGCAGAAGAGGCGGCCAACUCGCGCAGUGAGGAGUUUGCAAAGAUGAUGGAGGCCAUGGACUGCAGACACACUGACACCAUGAAGAUGAUGAAGGAGCAGCUGGAUAGCACGCGCGAAAUGAUAAGCAAGCAGAAAUCGAGGAUAGAAGUUGUUGUCAUACCCUGCUGUAUCCAGUAAAACCCAUCAUUAACUGCUCCCACCAUCCUACUCAGUCAUGCUAACAAACCCACCCCAUCCGCUGCACACCCACCAUUCAGGGCUGGACUGGUCCUCUGGCAUACUGGCCAACUCCCGGUGGGUCGAUGCUGCUCAGGGGACGAUGGUGGGAUUUUUUUUUUUUUUACAUCCCAGUACAGCCCUGUGUGUGUGUGUGUGUGUGUGUGUGUGUGUGUGUGUGUGUGUGUGUGUGUGUGUGUGUGUGUGUGUGUGUGUGUGUGCACCAUUACAUCCAGCUCUCCACCCAUUAAUAUAACCACCACUCCACCCAUUAAUGCCACUGUUCCCCUCAAUGGGACCCAAAGAUUAAAAAAAAAUACAAUGAGUGGGAGUCAAAACAAGGUCUCUCUCCUGACUGUCACGGACCCAUUCAUUGUCUUUUUUUGUUGUCUUGGGUACCAUGGAGGAUCAUGUCUUGAGUCCUCUAUACAUGGGUUUACCUUUUGUAAACCAUCCCUGGCUGCACACUGUUCAACCUCUGAUUGUUGGAAAUGGCUGUCGGUCGAAAAAUGAGCUCACAUGGUUGGCUGCUUAGUAUCUUGGCCCUCCUCACAACACGAAUGUUUGUAAACGAAAAUCCCAUGUAUACAGGGCUCCAUUUGGUAGAACUCACCACAUAAUUUCCUGGUCCAGCUUGCCUUAUUGCAUUUCAUACAUGAUGUUUUACAAUUUUUGUAAAGCUCAACCUCAAUAAACACCAGGGAGAACAAAUAUUUUUCUCUGUGACAUGUCUGUUGGUAUUGUGAAACUGAAAA